AUGGUUCCGGCCGCCGAACAAGUUUUAAAACAAUUUCACGAAAGAUUCGGACGAUAUCCAAAAGUGGUUCAGUUUGACGAAGGAACGGAAUUUUACAAUAAAGGUGUUAUAACAUUAUUGAAUGAUCAUGACAUUCAUCAUUUUUCGACAAGAACCGACAGUAAAAAAGCAGCGAUCGUUGAAAGAUUCAACAGGACCUUACAAAUAAGAAUGUGGAAAUAUUUUACCGAACGUGGAUUUACAGAAAAGAAAAAGAAAUGGAUAGACGUCCUACCAAAUUUU
Messenger RNA from Paramuricea clavata, 282 nucleotides. NCBI's taxonomy places the organism in Eukaryota, Metazoa, Cnidaria, Anthozoa, Malacalcyonacea, Plexauridae. The record is from the annotation of a GenBank genome assembly.